This is a messenger RNA of Penicillium taxi, 450 nucleotides long. Its product is annotated as GFA family protein. The record is from RefSeq and is a predicted model, not a curated record. The transcript is spliced from 3 exons. The coding region runs from base 1 to 450 and encodes 149 amino acids. Lineage: Eukaryota; Fungi; Ascomycota; Eurotiomycetes; Eurotiales; Aspergillaceae. Gene Ontology annotation, molecular function: carbon-sulfur lyase activity.
AUGGCUAUUGGUGGGUGUUUCUGCGGCAAUAUCCGCGUUGAAUCUACUGCUGAACCCAUAGCUUCGGGAGUGUGUCACUGUUAUGACUGUCGUAAACUGACCGGCUGUCUCUCCACUAUCAACUUCAUCUUCAAAACUACGGACUUGAAAAUCACUGGAACUCCGAAGGGAGUGUCGAAGACAGCGGAUAGUGGAAACCAUCUCAAGAACUUCUUCUGCCCAGAUUGUGGUACGCCACUCUACGGGGGCAGUGUUAACUCUAGUGGAACUCUGGCCGAGACAAUUGUCGUAAGGGCCGGGAUAUUUGACGACCUUGAAGAGUUGGAUGCACGAAAGCCACAGUUAGAAAUCUUCACAAAUGGCCGUGUAAAAUGGGUAGAACCCAUCGAAGGGGCUGCUCAAUUUACCAAAUCGCCACCGUCAUAUUCUACUCCCACUGAGAUCCCCUAG